This is a messenger RNA of Cantharellus anzutake, 3414 nucleotides long. RefSeq names its product Lon protease C-terminal proteolytic domain-containing protein. NCBI's taxonomy places the organism in Eukaryota, Fungi, Basidiomycota, Agaricomycetes, Cantharellales, Hydnaceae. Gene Ontology annotation, biological process: chaperone-mediated protein complex assembly; protein catabolic process; protein quality control for misfolded or incompletely synthesized proteins. Gene Ontology annotation, cellular component: mitochondrial matrix. The coding region runs from base 1 to 3414 and encodes 1137 amino acids. Gene Ontology annotation, molecular function: serine-type endopeptidase activity; single-stranded DNA binding; ATP hydrolysis activity. The transcript is spliced from 7 exons. The record is from RefSeq and is a predicted model, not a curated record.
AUGAAUACGCUAUUAAGACUUGUGCGCUGGUCAACCCAACACACGAGACUUGGUUCUGCCGUUCCAACACCAUUGACCGUCUUCUGCUUUUCUCGGACGGUGCAUCGAUGCUUCCACACUUCUGGUUCAUUCUCUUAUCCUCGCCCAUCGAGACCCUUAAGGUACCCGAGGUCGGCGAAUGGGUCUGGCUCGAGAGGUAGCGGUCGUGAGACCGGUGCACCGAAGGAACCGGGCCGAGUAGAUGAGGCUACCGAGGCAGAGUCGACUGGUGAAAACUCAGUGUCUGCCUCAAAGCCAGAUGACAAUGGGGAUAGGGGGUCGCCUCCUCGGUCUUCAUCUUCAUCGAGUAGUUCCGAUGAGCCCCCGGACGAUGGGAAACCCCCGGCCAAAUCCCCGCCUCCCGAAUCCGAUUCACCUCCCCCCUCAACAUCAAUAUCCAAGCAAUCUGUUCCAGAAUCCUACCCCCAGGUAUUGGCGCUCCCUAUCACGCGCCGACCUCUCUUCCCCGGCUUUUACAAGGCGGUAGUCGUCAAACACCCAGCUGUAGUAGCUGCAAUUAAGGAAAUGAUGAAGCGCGGCCAACCAUAUAUUGGAGCCUUUCUGCUAAAGGACGAAAAUGCUGACAGUGAUAUCAUAACAGACUUGAGUGGGGUGCACAGAACUGGAGUAUUUGCCCAAAUCACUAGCGUCUUUCCUGCCAGUAGCCCCUCCAAUGGGAGGGACGAAGAAAAGGAUGAUAGCCUGACCGUGGUUCUUUACCCUCAUCGACGUAUUCACAUCAACGAAUUAUUACCCAUUCGCACGGAAACGGAUCCCGUGCCAUCAGAAACAGCCACGGGAGGCGCAGACGUCACUGGACCGGACCAGAAAGAUCCCCAAUCACUAAACACCGAGCCCCGUGAGCUGCUCCCCAAUCCUGAUGGCACAUCCGCUGACUUGAAGAACUUCGUAGCUCCUAUACACACGUCUUUCCUUCAUGAUUUCUCGGUUUCCAUCGUUAACGUAGAUAAUCUAACUGCUCAGCCAUUCAACAAAUCCAAUCAGUACAUUCGCGCAGUCAUGUCUGAGAUUGUGUCCGUCUUCAAAGAUAUAGCGCAGCUCAAUCCUUUGUUCCGGGACCAGAUCACAAACUUCACGAUUUCUCAAUCCGCCAACAAUGUCUUUGACGAACCCGACAAACUCGCUGACUUCGCUGCCGCCGUAUCUACUGGCGAAGUUGAAGAGCUUCAGGACGUCUUGGAAAGCUUGGUGAUCGAGGACCGCCUCCGGAAAGCACUUCUCGUUCUCAAAAAGGAACUUAUCAAUGCCCAGUUACAAAGCAAGAUCUCGCGAGACGUGGAGAGCAAAAUUCAGAAACGUCAGCGAGAGUACUACCUCAUGGAGCAGUUGAAGGGGAUCAAGAAGGAGCUUGGUAUGGAGUCGGAUGGCAAGGACAAACUAAUUGAGAAGUUCAAAGAGCGGGCUGAUUCGCUAAAGAUGCCUGAGGGCGUUCGAAAAGUCUUCGAAGAGGAGCUGGCUAAACUUCAGCAUUUGGAACCUGCCGCUUCUGAAGCUAACGUGACAAGGAACUACCUCGACUGGUUGACGCAAAUUCCUUGGGGUGUUCACUCCCCUGAGAACUUCUCGAUAUCUCAUGCUGUUAAAGUCUUGGAUGAAGAUCACUAUGGAUUGACCGACAUUAAAGACCGUAUCCUAGAGUUUCUUGCUGUGGGAAAACUUCGAGGAUCCGUUGAAGGAAAGAUUAUUUGCUUCGUUGGUCCUCCGGGUGUUGGCAAAACGUCUAUUGGGAAGUCCAUUGCCAGGGCCUUGAACAGGCAAUUCUUCCGCUUUUCGGUUGGUGGCUUGACAGAUGUGGCUGAGAUCAAAGGACACCGUCGAACUUAUGUUGGGUACAAGUUGAUAGCUCUGCCGAGCAAAAUCAUUCAGGCGUUGAAGCGUGUGGGCACAGAGAACCCUCUCAUUCUCAUUGAUGAAGUAGACAAGAUUGGCCGCGGGAUCAACGGGGACCCCUCAAGCGCAUUGUUGGAAAUGCUGGAUCCAGAGCAGAACUCAGCGUUCCUAGACCAUUACAUGGAUGUACCAGUGGAUCUUUCUCGGGUUCUGUUCGUGUGCACCGCCAAUAACCUCGAUACCAUCCCAGCACCUCUGCUUGACCGCAUGGAGGUUCUACAGGUCAGCGGGUAUGUCUCUGAGGAGAAAUCAGUCAUUGCAGAGCGGUACCUGGCACCUCAGGCGAGGGCUGCUUCUGGACUCAAAGAUGUGGACGUGACCUUAAGUGCCGAUGCAAUCAAUAUCCUCAUUCAAUACUACUGCCGGGAAAGUGGUGUUCGAAAUUUGAAGAAGCAUAUUGACAAAGUAUAUAGGAAAGCGGCUCUCAAAAUUGUUCGCGAUCUUGGGGACCCAGAGAAUGAUACUGAUUCGACGGCAGAAACAGAGCUUUCGGCGCCACCCUCCCCCUCUGCUGAGGUGUCUCCAACAGUGCUCAAACCCGGUACUGACAGCGACGCCGACGCAGCUUCGGACACCCCAGGUGCGAAUGCUACGGCAACCCAGGAGCCAGAUAAAAAGGUCGUUACCACCCAGGAAGGCAAACCCAUGGCUGUUCCCGACACGGUGCAUCUCCAAAUCACACCUGACAACCUCAAGGACUACGUUGGACCCCCUAUCUACCAAAAGGACCGUUUCUAUACCCGUGCUCCCCCAGCAGGUGUCAGCACUGGUUUAGGAUACCUUGGAAAUGGUUCAGGAUCGGUCAUGCCUGUUGAAGCUUCAGCUAUGCCUGGAAAGGGCGUGUUACAACUUACGGGCAAGCUGGGUGAAGUUAUCCGUGAGAGUGCCCAGAUCGGUUUGAGCUGGGUCAAGACGCACGCAUUCGAACUUGGUAUCACACCGUCGCCUACGGAGCCCACACUCAAGGAUCAAGACAUCCACCUUCAUAUGCCAGAGGGGAGCAUCGGGAAGGAAGGUCCGAGUGCGGGAACGGCAAUUAUUACAGCCUACGUCUCGCUGCUGACCAAGACACCUGUUAAUCCCGACAUAGCCAUGACUGGUGAGGUAUCCCUAGUCGGGCAAGUUCUCCCCGUGGGAGGAUUGAAGGAAAAAAUUCUCGCAGCACACCGAGCGGGAAUCAAAACAAUUAUUGCUCCUGGUGCGAAUCGUGCUGAUAUUGAAGAGAAUGUUCCUGCUAGCGUAAAGACUGGUAUUCGAUUUGUCUACGUAGAGGACAUCAGGCAUGUUUUGCACGAAGUAUUCAAUGGCCAUCCGGUACAGGAGCGCUGGAAGGACACGAUGCCUUAUGAAAGCGGAGAUCCGAUUCCGAUACAGCCAACUAUCACCCCACCUCCAUCUCCCCAAACUCCCUCACCUCAGGCGCUUUCGUCUGACCGUUUGCCCAUUUCCUUGCGCUGCACAUAG